UCAGUCACGUAUAUAAGAGCCACCGAGCAAACAACGCCACCGUCCAUCUUACGGUAAAGAGCCAUAUUAAUUUAGUACUUAUAUAUGUACAACUUAUGUACAAAUAAGUUGUGAUUUUUCUGUACAGUAACACUAUCGUUUAAGAUGAGUGAGGAAAAUAAAGACGAAAAGAAUGUAUUAUUUACAUUUGAACAUGUUUUUACAAAAAUUGCAAAUUCGACAGGCAAGAUGAAGUCACCUGAAUUUGAAACACCAAAAAUUCCAGGUGUUAAAUUUUCAAUUACCGCUUGUAUACUUUAUCACAAUACGGUGGACGUAGAAGUAAAAAAGAACGAUAUUAGAAAAGCUGUUUCAAUUAUAAAAAUAUACUUUGGUGGAUCAAAUUCAACUAGGCGCGUUGUUAAUUGGAAAGAUAGAUUAUGUUUUGAGACAUUGAAUAUUCCUUUUGAUUUUGACGUAUGCGAUAAAUAUAUUAAUUUACCAAAUUUUUGUUGCCAAAAAGACAUCGGUCACGAAUAUACAGUGCCAAUAACUUGUGAAAUAAUUUGGAAUGGAUUCGUUGAAGAUUUGUAUUAUUCAGAUGUGAGCACUCAGAUGAAAAUUUUAUAUGACGAUAAAGAACUUACGGACAUGUUAAUUAAAAUUGAAGACGGCGAAUUUCCAGCUCAUAGAAGUAUCAUUUCAGCACAAAGUCCUGUAUUCUACAAAAUGUUAACUUCUGGUAUGAAAGAGUCCAAAGAAAAUAGUAUUACAUUUCCGGAUACUGACACUGAUGUCAUAAAAGAACUGCUUCUGUUCAUCUACAAGGGAAAAAUGGACAAAGCUGAAACAGACGCUGAACUCGCUUUAAAAUUAUGCAACUUUGCGCAUAUGUAUCAAAUCGAUCAAUUAAAAAUAACGUGUGAAUAUAUUUUAAUAAGAAGCUUGACUAUUGAAAAUGCACCUGCUAUUCUCGCUGCAGGUAAGAUUAUGGAAUCGGUUAUAUUACAGCAACAAGCAAGUGCUUUUAUUACAUUGAAUAUAUCUGCCAUGCUGGCUAUUCUAAUGAUAUAAUAUAUGGCAAUAUCAAGAUUAAUUCAUUUAAUUUUUUGUUUAUUCAUAUGAAUUAACAAUUGACAAAUAUGUAUCAUAUUAAUACAAUAGCAAAUUGAAAAAGUUUGGAAAAUCCAUCAGUGCACGCCUCAUAAUGUUAAUUCAUU
Messenger RNA from Cotesia glomerata, 1199 nucleotides. RefSeq lists its product as uncharacterized. Gene Ontology annotation, cellular component: cytoplasm. The transcript is spliced from 2 exons. Gene Ontology annotation, biological process: regulation of proteolysis; proteasome-mediated ubiquitin-dependent protein catabolic process. Bases 145 to 1053 code for a protein of 302 amino acids. Gene Ontology annotation, molecular function: ubiquitin protein ligase binding. NCBI's taxonomy places the organism in Eukaryota, Metazoa, Arthropoda, Insecta, Hymenoptera, Braconidae. The record is from RefSeq and is a predicted model, not a curated record.